AUGGCCCAAGCAACUGCAGAUACCAAGGGCCCCGAGCUGGCCACAGACGCUCAUGUAAAAUAUGUCCUCACGUUGGAUACCAAAACCGAUGAGCUGGACUACUGGAUGACAGAGCACUUGCGGCUGAACGGCGCAUACUGGGGCCUGUGUGCACUCCAUUUUCUCAGCCAUCCUGAAGCUCUUCCGCGCAAGGAGACUAUUGACUUUGUGCUAUCUUGCCAGCACGAGAAUGGCGGCUUUGGAGCUGCCCCCGGUCAUGAUGCGCAUAUCCUCUCUACUGUGAGUGCAGUACAGAUUCUCGCCAUGGUUGACGGCUUCGAUGAGCUGGACGCUCGAGGAAAGGGAAAGGCCGUCGUUGGCAAGUACAUAGCGGAUCUUCAGAAUUCUGAGAGUGGAAGUUUCUACGGUGAUGAGUGGGGGGAAGAGGACACAAGAUUUCUUUACGGAGCUCUCAACGCCCUGUCCCUCCUCGGUCUCUUGUCGCUGGUCGACGUUGACAAAGCAGUAUCACACGUCGUAUCCUGUGCAAACUUCGACGGUGGCUAUGGAGCGAAGCCCGGCGCAGAGUCCCACUCUGCCCAGAUCUUUACUUGCGUCGCUGCUCUCGCCAUCGCAGGGCGCCUCGAUCUCGUGGACCAGGAGAAACUCAGCCGCUGGCUAAGCGAGAGGCAGCUUCCUGGCGGCGGACUCAACGGCCGACCUGAGAAGAAGGAAGAUGUUUGCUAUAGCUGGUGGGUCUUGAGCAGCCUUCAGAUCAUCGAUCGCGUGCACUGGAUCGACCGCCAGGCGUUGAUCGACUUCAUCCUGGGCUGCCAGGAUCCCGAAAACGGUGGCUUCUCCGACAGACCUGGUGAUAUGGUGGACGUCUGGCACACAUGCUUUGGCACCGCAGGGCUGAGUUUACUUGGAUAUCCUGGCAUGGAGCCUGUGGAUCCGAGAUAUUGUAUGCCCAAGAAGAUUGUUGCGAGAAUUCUAGGGGAGUGA
Trichoderma gamsii is the source of this 984-nucleotide messenger RNA. RefSeq names its product geranylgeranyl transferase type-2 subunit beta. Gene Ontology annotation, molecular function: Rab geranylgeranyltransferase activity. Gene Ontology annotation, cellular component: Rab-protein geranylgeranyltransferase complex. NCBI's taxonomy places the organism in Eukaryota, Fungi, Ascomycota, Sordariomycetes, Hypocreales, Hypocreaceae. The transcript is spliced from 2 exons. Bases 1 to 984 code for a protein of 327 amino acids. The record is from RefSeq and is a predicted model, not a curated record. Gene Ontology annotation, biological process: protein geranylgeranylation.